AUGUUGGAUCUGAUGAGUAACGAGCAUCUCUACGCAUUUCGACGUAGGCUUCCACAAUACGCUCACGAAGAGCAGGAUCGACAGUUGGAGUGUAGGUCUUGCAGAGUGAAAUGUACUCUCGGAGUGUUUCAAGUGAGAUCAAAUCCUUCUUCUCACGAUUCGGAUGACAUCCAUGUUGAUGGACGUAGCUGGGAGAUCAACAUUCUGUUCAAUAGAGCGGUUCGGAUUAUAUCUUCCAUAAGCUGGGUUAGCGGCGGCGAUGAUAGCAGUACGUGCAUUCAAAGUGGUCAUGAUACCAGCCUUGGCAAUAGAGAUGGUUUGCUGCUCCAUAACCUCAUGAAUAGCAGUUCUGUCGUUAUCCAUCAUCUUAUCAAACUCAUCGAUACAGCAGAUUCCACCAUCCGCCAACACCAAAGCACCUCCUUCAAGAGACAUUUCUCCAGUAACUGGAUCCUUCAUAACAGCAGCAGUCAAACCGACUCCAGAAGAUCCACGACCAGUGGUGUAUUGCGAACGUGGGGCAAGACGGUUAACGUAUCCGAGAAGUUGAGAUUUGGCUACUCCUGGAUCUCCCAUCAUCAAAACAUUGAUGCAUCCACGAAUCUUCAUUCCAUUGGAAGUGUUGUCAUUUCCUCCGACAAGAGCCAUAAGAAGACACUUCUUGACAUCCACGUGUCCAAAGAUUUCUGGAGCGAUAGAAGCAGCCAGAGCCUCGUAAUUGUCUCCCUUGCGGCGAAGAACUUCAAGUUCCUCAGACUGAACUCCAUUGUAUGUUGGGUUGUCGUCGAGAUUAUGGAUGAACUUUUGCAUAAUUGGCAAGAAAACGCCGGACACUUGCACAACAUUUCCAGUGUUGCACCGUCUAGUCAUCUCUCCGUAAACAUAGACGGUCAUUGUUCGUGGAAUAGAUCCGAUUGGCACUUGCUCGCUGAGCUCUUGGAUUCGAAGUUCUUGGAACUUGACGAAUUUCGAUCCACGAAGCUGCAUGUGAAGUCUUCCAUUGGCCUUAGCUUCAACACAUUCCUUAUUUGGACAGUUGAGUGGACUCGACGACGUGGAGAACGAGAGUCUGACAGAUUAUCGUCGAGAAGACAUCGAAGUCGAAGCACUUCUGGAGAUCGAAGAAGACGACGUGAUGAGCGUGAACGGGAAAAGCGACGUGAACGACGUGGAGAUGAAGACGAUCGAAAGAAGAGAAGCCGUCGUGAUGAUGAGGAUGAUGGGAGUAAAAAAGACAGAAAGGAGAAGACUACCAGAUCUCGAACAACAGAAGACGACGAGCCGACGGGUACAAGUGGCACAGGAAAUGAAGAUUCUUCUGCUGAAUAA
Molecule: messenger RNA, 1329 nt
Organism: Caenorhabditis remanei
Lineage: Eukaryota; Metazoa; Nematoda; Chromadorea; Rhabditida; Rhabditidae
Exons: 3
Coding region: 1-1329 (442 amino acids)
Source: RefSeq, a predicted model, not a curated record